This is a messenger RNA of Parnassius mnemosyne (clouded apollo), 528 nucleotides long. The record is from the annotation of a GenBank genome assembly. NCBI's taxonomy places the organism in Eukaryota, Metazoa, Arthropoda, Insecta, Lepidoptera, Papilionidae.
AUGGCGGAAUCGCUAUUUAGCCUCGAUGACAACGCAAUUGGGGAGUUACUGGAACAGUCUGACUUGGAAGAUGUUGAUGAAGAUGAUGAUGACUUAUAUGCGCAAAAUGAUGAAGAUAAUAACUCCUCCGAGGAUGAUGUCCCACUCUCAUCUUUGAGGGCGGCUACCAAUCAAAGCGAUGGCAAAUGGACAAAAAAAAGAUUUCGAGGGAAAACUACUAGUCAAGCUCAAGAAAGUUCAAGUAAAGAACCACCCAAAUCACCUGCGGAGUACUUCGAAAAUUAUUUUGAUGCCGAACUGUUUGGAAAGUUCGCGAUCUGUACUGCGCAAUAUUACAUGGCCGAAAAAGAGCAGCAAAUGAGGCCGCAAUGUACACCUAAUGAAAUAAAAAAAAUCUUUGGAGUUCACGGGAUGAUGAGUUGCAUUAAAUGCCCUCGAAUGAAAAUGCAUCAAAAAUUUCGAUACGACCCAAUAGCUAAUGCUAUGUCACGUGAGUGCUUUAUAUGUUACGGGUCAUUUUACAUGUAG